Molecule: messenger RNA, 1097 nt
Organism: Prorocentrum cordatum
Lineage: Eukaryota; Dinophyceae; Prorocentrales; Prorocentraceae
Source: the annotation of a GenBank genome assembly
GCGCUGGCGGCGAAGGCCAAGGCGAGGUCCGAGGCGCGCGCGAAGAUGGCGCCGGGCACGAAGAAGGGCCGAAAGGGUCAGGAGCCGGUCACGAGGGAUUACACGAUCCACAUGCACAAGUUGCUGCACAAGGUUCAGUUCAAGAAGCGCGCCACCAGGGCGAUCCGCGAGAUCCGGAAGUUUGCGACCCGUGCAAUGUCGACGAAGGACGUGCGCAUCGACACGAAGCUGAACAAGUUUGUCUGGAGCAACGGCAUCAGGAACAUCCCGAAGCGAAUUCGGGUGCGCAUGGCUCGCAAGCGGAAUGAGGACGAGGAUGCCGCCGACAAGACGUUCACGCUGGUGCAGCACGUGCCCGUGGAGAGCUUCAAGAACCUUCAGACUGAGACGGUGGUUCCCGUUGGCCAGCUCGAGUCCUGCGCCGCGCGCCCCACCUCCUGGAGCGCCAGGGCGCGGGCGGCCCGCAUGUGCGGCGAAGGCACCGCGAAGUCGAAGGCAGCAGGUGCCGACCACGCUCCUUGCUCCGUGGUGCCGGUGGACGCGAUCCCCGGCUCCCGCGCAUGGGCCUGCGUGCCGGCCGUGGCGGUCGCAGACGUCCUCGCAGCAGGGGCAGGAGUGCUCAGUCUCGUACACGGGCAUGAAGAGCCUGCGCCCGACCUCGCGCACGAACUCCUCGGGCCCGAAAAGAAGCCCCAGCUGCUCGCUGUGCUGCGCCUCGAGGAAGUCUGGAGCGCCGGGCAGCAGCUCCGAAAGGAUUUCAGCGCGGUGGCCAUCCAGGCCAACGCGGUCUCUUCUGAACGCCGCCAGUUGUGGGGGCUGGCGGCCCGAGAUUCCGUCAUAUUCGUGCUCGGGCGUGGUGUGGGCAUCCAGGCCAACACGGUGCCUGCUGAUCGACGUCAGUGGCGCAAGUGCCAUGUCCGCAGCGGCAAUUUGGCCGUUCAGCUGCGGCAGAUGCGGACCAACCUUUUGCGUGCGAGCGAACUCCUCGCUGCGAGGACGGGGUGCCCAUGCCUGUCCACCGACAGGGAUGGGCAACCCAGCUUCAGGCACGAUGUGCGGAUGCAUCCUGGCCCACACGGGCCUACCUUCCUGGGAAG